Messenger RNA from Alnus glutinosa, 1812 nucleotides. RefSeq names its product RNA pseudouridine synthase 2, chloroplastic. Gene Ontology annotation, molecular function: pseudouridine synthase activity; RNA binding. The transcript has 9 exons. The record is from RefSeq and is a predicted model, not a curated record. Bases 253 to 1539 code for a protein of 428 amino acids. Gene Ontology annotation, biological process: pseudouridine synthesis. Lineage: Eukaryota; Viridiplantae; Streptophyta; Magnoliopsida; Fagales; Betulaceae.
AUUUUUUUCAUUUCCCGCACAACUGUGCACCAAUCAAUUCCCUUUCUUCCUUGGGACUUGAAUCCUCUCUAGUUGAGAGGAACCAGAUAGGAGAGUAAAAUUAUUAAAAUAUAAAAUACCCCCAAUAUAAACGACCGGCUCCUCUCCUGUUGGCUGUUGAUAUACAACUGGAGAGGAUCCUAAUUCCCUUCCCUGGGACCCGGUUUACCUUCCCUCUUAUCAAAGCAGCGAAGCUGUAACGGGAAGGAGACCAUGCUCUCCCUCUCCAUCCACUCUUCUCUCUCCUCUUUCUCGGCAAAAUCAUUUGUUCUUCAAAGCUCACCUUCUUUCUUUCGGAACCCUAGAGCUCCCUCUAGGGAUUUAAGAACCUUCCUCACAGCCAGUGCCAGUUCUGGUUCCACAAACUCCGAUGAAAGUCACGAAGCCCUUGCCGGCCGCAGAGGCAACUACGGCGGAGUACGAUUGGAAGAGACCGUGUGCAUUAGCUCAGGCAAGCUGAGACUCGAUUCUUGGAUCUCUUCUCGCAUUAGCGGCAUCAGUAGGGCUCGCGUCCAGUCUAGUAUUCGCUCCGGCCUCGUCGCUGUCAAUGGCCGCGUUGUGGAUAAGGUUUCGCACAAUGUUAAAGCUGGGGAUAAGGUAGAUUGCACAAUUUCAGAGUUGCAACCCUUGAGGGCAGAGCCAGAAAACAUACCUUUGAAUAUAGUUUAUGAAGAUGAGCAUGUACUAGUAGUUAAUAAGCCUGCACACAUGGUUGUUCAUCCAGCACCUGGGAAUGCUACUGGCACACUUGUAAAUGGCAUUCUUCAUCAUUGCAGUCUUCCACUUGUUGCAUUUUCAAAUGAGGAAGUUCUUUCAGAUGCUGAGGAUAUUUCUGAUGACGACCAAAGUGGGGCAGCUAUUCGCCCAGGGAUUGUGCACAGAUUGGACAAAGGCACUAGUGGAUUACUUGUUGUGGCAAAGGAUGAACACUCUCAUGCCCAUUUAUCUGAACAAUUCAAGCUACACACCAUUCAAAGAGUAUACAUUAGUGUUACUUCUGGAGUGCCAUCUCCAACUGCUGGACGUGUUGAGGUCCCAAUUGGUCGUGAUUUCAACAAUCGGAUUCGCAUGGCUGCUGUAUCAGGAUCAAAUAACUGUAGACAGGCCCGCCAUGCUGCUAGUAGAUACAAAGUAAUUGAAAUACUUGCUGGUGGUGGUUCUGCAUUGGUUGAGUGGAGAUUAGAAACUGGACGUACUCAUCAGAUCCGUGCGCAUGCAAAGUACUUGGGGAUUCCCCUUUUAGGUGAUGAGGUUUAUGGAGGGACCAAGAGCAUGGCCUUGUCGCUGCUUCGGCCUAGAACCCCACCUGGCCAUCAUGGACAACUUUUGCAACUGGUUUCUGGAUUGGACAGGCCUUGCCUCCAUGCUUUGGCUCUUGGGUUUAAGCAUCCUCAUACAACAGAAAACAUGUAUUUUGCAUGCCCUCCACCUGCUGAUUUUGCUGAGAUCCUGAGCCAGCUUCGUGAAAUUGGCACAGUGAAGCCUUCAUUGAAGGUAUGAUUAUAGCAUGCUGGUAAAGGUAGUGAGGACCUGCUGCCUUCCGCUGAAGACAUGGCUCGAUAAUUAAUAAUGAGGAUCUGUAGUUAUAGAGGUCAACCACCCCUUCCCAAACACACACACAAGAAGGCCUUCUUGAAUGCAUGAUUAUUUUUGGAAUCUUGCUUGAAGAAUGCUUCGUACAUUAUGUUAGACUAUUUAAUUAACUAAGAAUUAUGUAACAAAUAUCAUCCAGAGCCUGUAAUUGUAAUUUAAUAUUGUUAGAUGAUUGUUGUA